This is a messenger RNA of Stylophora pistillata, 2969 nucleotides long. Its product is annotated as neuronal acetylcholine receptor subunit beta-3. NCBI's taxonomy places the organism in Eukaryota, Metazoa, Cnidaria, Anthozoa, Scleractinia, Pocilloporidae. Gene Ontology annotation, biological process: monoatomic ion transmembrane transport. Gene Ontology annotation, cellular component: membrane. Gene Ontology annotation, molecular function: extracellular ligand-gated monoatomic ion channel activity; transmembrane signaling receptor activity. The record is from RefSeq and is a predicted model, not a curated record.
UCAUUAAUUUAUUUCAUCUAUCUUAAUUCUAUUCUUUUAAUGUAUUUAGUUUUUGUACUUCGAAUAUUUUACAAUUAUUGUUGUAAUUAAUUAACUUAUUUUUAUAUGGAGGUCCCUCAUGAAAACCACCGAAGGGUAAUGUGGUUUCCUCCUUAAAUAAAGUUUCACUUCACUUCUACUCUUACCGACGACAGCUAAACUGGCCAAUCACAUCGCGACGCUACUGCCAGUUGUGGAAAUAUAACUGACGGAGAACAGAAUGGGUAUAGUUCAUGCAUUUUAAUUCAAAUUUGGAUUUGUAGCAUUUGGUUAUUUGCACUUGUUGCAACUGGUUAUGGCUGAGCCUUUGUUCAGUAUCCCAUCAUACCAUCGUAACGUCUCGCGAGCUUCAGCGUACGCAAUGAAGAAUAUGACCACCGCACUUAGUAAAUGGAUGAACUGAAAUACUGCUCAAGUGAAAUGUUUCUAAGUUCAAUUUCAUCUAUACUCGAAUUUAUAUUUCUUAAAUAAAAACAAUGUUUGCACCUCUCAAUUGAAUUUCCUAAUGUCUAAAAUCAGCCUUAAAGCCUUUUUAAUUGAACGAAACUGGCCCAAACUUAUUUUCAAGGAGUCGGAGAACUCAUUUGAAUUACAAAUUAUUUUUUAAAUCAAUUUUCAUAUUUGCGCUCAGUGUUGCACGUGGAAAGAGCAUCGGCGACCUACAAGAAAAGUCGACGUCUUUUCCAGUUUUCUAUGGAUUCAACGAACACAUAAUUUCGAUCCUAUUACCUUGGAUAUCGUCAGUCCUGUUAAAGUCGGCGAAUCUUUCUUCUGCUGAAUUGAGGGGCUAUGAAUGAACGUCAAGGAUUUGUGAUUUCCAAUUUUCGGUUUUCGGUUUUCGGCACAACGUUUCUUCAGCAUUAACAAAUGCAACGUCGAAUGCAACCACAACGAUUCCGACAAGUGCUGGUCCAGUUGUUUUAGCACAAGAACAGCACCAGAUAAUGCAGUCAGCUGAGUAUCGCUUACGAAAAGCUCUACUUUCUUCCUACGACAAAAUGAUUCGUCCGGUUUUGAGGCCGAAAGAUGUUGUCGAUGUCACAUUCGAUGUGCAGUUCCAGGCUCUAAGUGCAGUGGACAACAAACAGCAAGUCAUUACAGUUGACACAGUGAUCACACAGAAAUGGGAUAAUCCCUAUCUUCGGUGGGAUCCUACCACGUAUGACAACAUAACGGUGAUCCUUGUGGAUCCAAAAGAAGUAUGGGUUCCCGAUAUUGUACUUGAAAACAACGCCGAUGAUGAAGUCGUUCAGGCAGGCCACUUGGAAAAGUUCCGUAGUUGGGUGGUCUUGAACAGUGGUGGAAAUAACUUGUGGUUAUCUCCAGCGACGUUUAAAAGCACCUGCAAACUAAAUGUCCAGUUCUUUCCCUUUGACAAACAGGAGUGCAACAUGUUGUUUCGUUCACUAACGGCUGAUCGCACUCUUUUAAAUAUUUACACCAAAGAAAUUGACAGUGAUGAUCCAGAUGAAGAGCUUAGACUCACCACAUCAAACGGUUAUUGGUCACUGAGGAGCAUUGAGGUCAAGACAGAGGAUAUUACGAAGCACUUCCGGAUAUUCAGCGAGGUUAAAGUUUCAUUUUCUAUUGGUCGCAAACCCUUGUUCUUUGUUCUUUUCUCCAUCGUCCCAUGCAUGAUCAUUGGCAUGCUGGUUCUUGUAAGCUUCUUUAUCCCCGUGGAGAGUGGUGAGAGGAUUGGAUUGUGUGCAACGAUUUUGCUGGCAGUUAGCGUUUACCUACUUGUCGUUACUGAUCAGCUUCCGGAACAGUCUGAUACACUGCCCCUCAUUGGUGUUUAUUACAUUACGAUCAUGUUUGAAAUCGGCCUGGCGCUAGCCGCCACAGUUCUCGUUCUGAGGGUUCACCACGCGACUUCAGAACCACCCCGCAUCUUGACUUGUAUUACAGCAAUCAACAGGCUCGGUUGCUUCCGCAGCACUCAAAAACCACGACGAAGAGAGGUUCCCCGUUCUCCCGUAAUUAUAAAUUCUAGAAUCACAGCAGAAAAUAACACGAACAAGGGGGAGAGAAAUGAUAAUCUGGAGUUAGAAGAUGUGAAGAAGCAGAUACCAGACACACUCAGUCGGGUAAGGAACUCAACAACGAGUGGAAUGUCUAUCAUUCACGUCGAAGACGAAGAAGAAGCUAACCAGAAAAUGUGGAGGGAGAUCGCUCGUGCGCUCGACCGAAUGUUUUUCUGGUUGUUUUUGGCGCUAUUUGUGUCUUCGUCCAUUGCAAUAUACUCGCAAGCAGGACGGCUAUCGUCGCUGAAUUGAGGCAUGCGAGGAUUUAUACGUUUAUUGAGCCUUAAUCAUAGCUGAAUCAAGUUUACUCCUUUUCGUAUAACGUCAGUCGAAAGUGUAGCAAAUCCUUACAUUUACUAGGCUAAAGAUCAUCUACACUUACUUGUGUGCAAUGAAAAAGUAUCGAACAUUUAAGUCAGAAUAUUCUCGCCAGUGAUUUUAUGGCAGUUUGUGGCUUGGUAUCGUAAAUAACUUUGAUUUCGUUGUUUUUGUAGUUUUGUAGUUUGGAAUUACAAAGCAGUAACUAUUACAAAUACUGAAGAUAAACGACCUUUAUAAAAACAGGAUAGCUGACGUAAAGUAUACGUUAUUCUUAAGAUAGAGCGUUGUCACGCGAUAUAGAUGAAAAUAUAUAUAUGCAUGCACAUGCAACAAAACCUUUGAGAGGACACGUUGAAGUGAUGCUCAGUACCUAUGUUGAUAAGUACUGUAAGAACAAACUUGAUUGAGAUUUGACUGAAAUACAUGGAAGCUUUGUGAUUAGAUUUCGUCAACAAAUCUACGCAGAGUAAACUGGGGUAAAUGUUAGAAUCCAGUACUGUAAGUUAAGAAACGGUUGCAAAAAUCGUCUGUUUGCUAUUUAAUUUUUUUUGAUUAAACGCAAAUAAAACCAAACCAUUUAAUCUA